AUGAGAUUGGGGUGCAGACACCGACCAACGGAGAACCUGGAACAAGCAGGCGGUCGAGCCGACGGACUCAACUCUCUCAGUAGUAGGACUCAGGAGAGGGACGGUGUGGUGGUGCAGCGUGGGCGGCGAUCAGGUCCCACCGAGAUCCCAGGUGACCUAAAUGACGUUAUCGGGAUUUCGGAUGGUGCUCGGUGUAAGACUUCCUUGGAGAGACGUUGGGAAAGGGAGGACCUUCUGACUCCUGAGGGGUCACGACUCGUGAGAGGUUCGAGAAAUCUCCCCAAGCUUGCUCCGAAAGUCGGCAUGAAGGUCGCCAACUAUCCGAGAAUGAGCGAAAAGAGUCAGUUUUCAGAGCAUCCAGAGUGGAAUGGCAAAGAAGGCAUCAUGGCAAGCAUGGAUCUGCUUGUUGGUCGGGAACAGAUAGCCACCAAACGUGACACCAACCCCUCGGUGGCUUUACGUACGAGACAGAUGCUAUUCUACAGGAAGAACUGGCCAAGGAGAGAAUGCUCCAUAAUUCGUAGUCUCCAGUUUGAAAGGUGUUUUUGGGAUGAUGUUGGCUCCAACUGCUGGGCGUAUCUGCAACCGUCGUGCGAAGCUGGCGGUAUGAUUUCGACAUGCUCCGAGAAAUGA
This is a messenger RNA of Colletotrichum lupini, 633 nucleotides long. RefSeq lists its product as uncharacterized. The transcript has 3 exons. The coding region runs from base 1 to 633 and encodes 210 amino acids. The record is from RefSeq and is a predicted model, not a curated record. NCBI's taxonomy places the organism in Eukaryota, Fungi, Ascomycota, Sordariomycetes, Glomerellales, Glomerellaceae.